Molecule: messenger RNA, 531 nt
Organism: Diaporthe citri
Lineage: Eukaryota; Fungi; Ascomycota; Sordariomycetes; Diaporthales; Diaporthaceae
Exons: 2
Coding region: 1-531 (176 amino acids)
Source: RefSeq, a predicted model, not a curated record
AUGUCGGACUUCCCUCCCCCAGCCCUCCGAGAAGCUGCCUCCAAGGUGGCCAGUCUCCUCCGGGACCGCAACGAGACAAUCUCCGUCGCCGAGACAGCCGCGGGAGGGCUCAUCUCCGCCGCGCUACUCGCCACUCCUGGCGCUUCCAAGGUGUACAGAGGUGGUGCCACCCUGUACACUCUCGAGUCACGCAUCGCCUUUGGCGGCUGGACGCAGGCCAACAUCGACAAUUACAGUGGUCCAAACCCGGACCUGGUUGCGGGCCUCGCCAAGCACGUCCGUGGAACGCUGGCCUCCACCUACGCCGUUGCUGAGAGCGGCACUGCCGGUCCGACCGCUCCAAGGCAGAGUGCAAACGGACAGCCCGGCUAUGUGGCCCUGGCCGCGGUGGGCGAGAAUGAAACGUUAACCAAAGACUUGAACACGGGCCUCCGAGACAGGUCAGCAAACAUGGUGGCAUUUGCAAUAGAAGCACUGAAGCUCGUGGAGGAGCUGAUCAUCAACGGCGCGUCACACAGCGGCAAAAUCUGA